AUGUCUGUCGUGGGACCCGAGUCGAGUCUCGUGGUCUGUCCGAAUUGCCACUUGGAAAUGAUGAGCAAAGCAGUGAAAAAGGUCACAGCUCGAAUGCAUCUCAUAGCGCUCAUCAUGUGCCUCACGCUCUUGUGGCCCUGUGCAAUCUGCUUAUACUGCAUGGACUGUGCGCGCUCCGUGGACCACUAUUGCGCCUCUUGCAAUGCCUUCAUUGGCACCUAUGAGCGCUGA
This is a messenger RNA of Drosophila hydei, 231 nucleotides long. RefSeq names its product lipopolysaccharide-induced tumor necrosis factor-alpha factor-like. The coding region runs from base 1 to 231 and encodes 76 amino acids. Gene Ontology annotation, molecular function: zinc ion binding. The transcript is spliced from 2 exons. NCBI's taxonomy places the organism in Eukaryota, Metazoa, Arthropoda, Insecta, Diptera, Drosophilidae. The record is from RefSeq and is a predicted model, not a curated record.